Messenger RNA from Beta vulgaris subsp. vulgaris (sugar beet), 486 nucleotides. RefSeq lists its product as uncharacterized. Gene Ontology annotation, molecular function: cysteine-type peptidase activity. The transcript has 5 exons. The coding region runs from base 10 to 486 and encodes 158 amino acids. Lineage: Eukaryota; Viridiplantae; Streptophyta; Magnoliopsida; Caryophyllales; Amaranthaceae. The record is from RefSeq and is a predicted model, not a curated record. Gene Ontology annotation, biological process: proteolysis.
UUUAAUAUUAUGCCUUUUAACUAUAUCAAUUGGUUGUGUGCUGAGAAGGUAAAAAAGGUUCAGUUUGAGAGUGAGAUUGCUGAAAAUGAGAUUAUUUUGAAGAACCUGGAGGGCACUAGGCAGUAUGAUCAGAAGUUUAAGGAAUGGGAAGAAAACAAGAAAAAGCUUAUUACAAAAGAUGAUGAUUUAUUCUACAAGAAAUGUAAGGAAGCUAUUUCUUCAUGGGUGAAAUCAUUUCCACGCAAUGAUAUUCGAGAAGCUGAACUGAUUUUUGUUCCUGUUCACAAGGAUGAUCAUUAUACUGUCUUGGUGCUGAACAAGAAAGCAAAAAGGAUUGAAAAUAUUGACAAUCGUACAGACAUGAAGGACAUUGAUAGAUAUAAGCAUGAGGAAUUUAACGGUCUUACAUACUUUUGUCGUGCUUUUGAUUCUUUUAUGCAAGAGACUAUGAGUGUCGUGAUUUUGAUCCAAGGACAACAAUUUUGA